Messenger RNA from Saimiri boliviensis boliviensis (Bolivian squirrel monkey), 1901 nucleotides. RefSeq names its product receptor interacting serine/threonine kinase 3 (gene RIPK3). The record is from RefSeq and is a predicted model, not a curated record. Lineage: Eukaryota; Metazoa; Chordata; Mammalia; Primates; Cebidae. Gene Ontology annotation, biological process: protein phosphorylation. Gene Ontology annotation, molecular function: JUN kinase kinase kinase activity; ATP binding.
ACCCCAGGGGCGGGGCUGUAGAGGCGCCUGAAAGGGAAGUUGUUCAGUCAACUCGGAAUAGGGGUAGCAACCCGGAAAGUGGAAUCACCGUCUUGGUCUAGAGACCGACGCCUGUACAGGCAGACCCCUUCCCCUCUCUACCAAAGACCGCAGCCCCGGAAGUCACUCCAUCUCCUGCAGCUCGCAGUUUCCAGCGGCCCCCUCGUACCUUCCAGCCCGAUGUCUCACGUCAAGUUAUGGUGGAACCGUGCUUCGGCCUCCUUGGUGUUAGACGAGGAAUUGGAGAACCCCAGGCUCGUCGGCUCGGGCGGGUUCGGCACCGUGUUCCGGGCGCAUCACAGGAAGUGGGGCUGUGAUGUGGCGGUCAAGAUCGUGAACUCGAAAGCGAUAUCCAGGGAGGUCAAGGCCAUGGCAAGUCUGGAUAACGAAUUCGUGCUGCGCCUGAAAGGGGUCAUCGAGAAGGUGGGGUGGGACGAAGACUUCAGGCCGGCUCUGGUGACUGAAUUCAUGGAGAACGGCUCCCUGUCGGGGCUGCUGGAUCCCCAGUGCCCUCGGCCCUGGCCACUCCUUUGCCGCCUGCUGAAAGAAGUGGUGCUCGGGAUGUGUUACCUGCAUGAGCAGGACCCGGUGCUCCUGCACCGGGACCUCAAGCCAUCCAACAUCCUGCUGGACCCAGAGCUGCACGUCAAGCUGGCAGAUUUUGGCCUGUCCACAUUUCAGGGAAGCUCACAGUCAGGGUCAGGGUCCAGGGAGCCAGUGGGCACCCUGGGCUACUUGGCCCCAGAACUGUGUGUUAAUGUAAACCGGAAGGCUUCCCGAGCCAGUGAUGUCUACAGCUUUGGGAUCCUAAUGUGGGCAGUGCUUGCUGGAAGAGAAGCUGAGUUGCCGACCGUAGCAUCGCUGGUGUAUGGAGCAGUGCACCAGAGGGAGGCCCGGCCCUCACUGAACGAGCUGCCCCAAGCUGGGCCUGAGACUCCCGGCUUGGAAGGACUGAAGGAGUUAAUGCAGCUCUGCUGGAGCAGUGAGCCCAAGGACAGACCCUCCUUCCAGGAAUGCCUACCAAGAACUGAUGAAGCCUUCCAGCUGGUGAAGAACAAUGUGAAUGAUGCUGUCUCCACAGUAAAGAAUUUCCUGUCUGAGCUCAGGAGCAGCAAUAGGUCAGGCCAAGGAAAGACAGAAAUGGAUGGCUUUGGGAGAACCACAGAAAGGCAGCACUGUUAUGAUGAUUUCAUGGAUUCUGACCUGCUAAACAAACUGAAUCUAGAGGAGUCUUCCAGCUGUGUUCCUGAAAAAUACCUGAGCCUUACCAAGAAGAGCAGGGCACAAGAGGAGCAGGUUCCACAAGCCAGGACAGCAGGGACAUCUUCAGAUUCAAUGGCUCAACCUCCCCAGACUCCAGAGACCUCAACUUUCAGAAACCAGACGCCCAGCCCCACCUCAACUGGAACACCAGAUCCUGGACCCCAAAGGAAUCAGGGGGCUGAGAGACAUGGCACGAACUGGUCCUCCAGGAACCCGGAGCCAAAUCCAGGAACAGGGACACCAUCUGUUACCUUACACGACUGCUCUGGGGUGCAAAUUGGAAACCACAACUACUUGACUAUGUCACAGACAACUGCCUUGCCCACCCAGGGUCUGGCACCUUUGGGCAUGGGCAGAGGCUGGCAGCACUCCCCACCAGUAGGUUUGCAAGAAGGCCCUAAAGAACAUGAAGCCUGGAGUGAGCCACAGAGUGGGUAUAAUCAUAGUGGGAAAUAAAGCACCUUCUGAGCCUGCCUCCAAGAGUUAAGAGUUAAGGAAGAGCGCCACCCGGUGAGGCCCCUGACUUCCUUUUAGGGCAGUCUGGCCGGCCCACAAACUGACUUUGUGAUCUGUCCCCCAGGAGUCAAUAAACAUGAUGG